This is a messenger RNA of Sinocyclocheilus rhinocerous, 4887 nucleotides long. RefSeq names its product multiple epidermal growth factor-like domains protein 6. Gene Ontology annotation, molecular function: calcium ion binding; scavenger receptor activity. Gene Ontology annotation, biological process: heterophilic cell-cell adhesion. Lineage: Eukaryota; Metazoa; Chordata; Actinopteri; Cypriniformes; Cyprinidae. The transcript has 33 exons. Bases 90 to 4346 code for a protein of 1418 amino acids. The record is from RefSeq and is a predicted model, not a curated record.
ACAUGCUGAGAGUCUGUUUAUCCUGUUUUGUUUGCAUGAUCUUAUUUCUUUCUGUUUGAGCGAGGUCUGUAACACAUUGCGCUUGGACAAUGCUGUUCGGUUGGCUGAGGUUAGUGCUCAUAUUUACCUCCUGGACUCAGCUGGUCCCAUGUUUGGGUGCUGGAAAUACACGUUACCGCUACUAUCACAGGAACUGCUACACCUGCUUCAAUGGAUAUCAGGGAUACAACACAGGACACCUGGGGGCAGAUAUUGAUGAGUGCCAGGUUCACAACGGGGGCUGCCAGCAUAGGUGUGUGAACACCAGAGGCUCGUUCUACUGCGAGUGCAACCCGGGGUUUCGUCUGCACAUUGACGGCCGCACCUGCAUAGCUGUCCUAUCCUGUGCAGUGAAUAAUGGAGGCUGUGAGCAUGAAUGUGUCCAACUUUCUCCAGUUCACUUCCAGUGCCGCUGCAGACGUGGGUACCAGCUCACAGCUGAUAGAAAGCGCUGCAGACUGAGGAACCCAUGUGCGGAGAGGAACGGCGGCUGCGUGCACUUAUGUCGCAGUGAUGGCGGUCAUGCUGUGUGCAGCUGUCACCAAGGCUUCAUGCUGGCCCCGGACCAGAAGAGCUGUGAAGAGGUCGAUGAGUGUGAAACAGGAUUGGCGGCGUGUGCUCACAGUUGCCGGAACACUCCAGGCUCCUUCUCAUGCAUCUGCAAUCCAGGAUACGAGCUGGGCUCUGAUGGCAGGAAAUGCUACCGUAUUGAAAUAGAGAUCGUUAAUAGUUGUGACUCACAUAACGGUGGCUGUUCACACCACUGUCAGCACGGCACACUUGGACCCGUCUGCAGCUGUAACCAGGGUUAUCAGCUCGCGGAGGACCUCAAAACCUGUUUGGAUCUGGAAGAAUGUGAGGAGGGAACUUCAUGCUGUGAGCAGGACUGCACAAACUACCCCGGAGGUUAUGAGUGCUACUGCAGGGCAGGAUACAGACUCAACGCUGAUGGAUGUGGAUGUGACGAUGUGGAUGAGUGUCUGUCUGAUAAUGGGGGCUGUGAGCACACGUGUCAGAACACAGCUGGCUCCUAUCACUGCUUCUGUGAGUUUGGAAACCGGCUUGCUGAAGACAGACACUCCUGCAUUCCCCUGGAGAGAGCGGUUGAGGAAUUGUCCAGUCCAGCGGUGGUUGAGAGACCUCUCCUUCAUCUCACACUCCUACAGGACUACCCACAACCCCUGGAGCGCUAUCACGACUAUGAGGACGACGAUGGCUUUGGAGAGCUGCGGGCAGAGAGCACCCUCUCUGAGAAAUUUGUGUGUUUGAAUGGGACGUUUGGCCAUGACUGCAGCCUGACGUGUGAAGACUGCUCUAACGGAGGACUGUGUAACAUUGACAGAGAUGGUUGUGACUGCCCAGAUGGUUGGACAGCAAUCAUUUGUAACCAAACCUGUCCAGAGGGAACAUUUGGCAGAAACUGUUCAUUCACCUGUAAGUGCAAAAACGGUGGCACCUGUGACUUGAUUAGUGGGAAGUGCCGCUGCCCACCUGGAGUCAGUGGAGACCUGUGCCAGGACGGCUGUCCGAAGGGACUAUAUGGAAAGCACUGCAACAAGAAAUGUAACUGUGCUAAUAACGGCCGCUGCCAUCGCACAUAUGGAGCCUGUCUGUGUGAUCCAGGACUCUAUGGCAGGUUUUGUCACCUACCUUGCCCCAAGUGGUCGUAUGGAUCUGGCUGCUCAUUGGAGUGUCAGUGUGUGCAGCAGAACACGCUUGAGUGCCAUCGACGUCAUGGAAUGUGUGUGUGCAAGCCUGGCUAUCAGGGCAAGACCUGCAACCUGGAGUGUGAUAGUGGAUACUAUGGUCCAGGAUGUAAAUCAAAAUGCCAGUGUCCAGCGGGAGUGUCUUGCCAUCACAUGACCGGCCAAUGUCAGCGUCAGUGCCCAGCCGGUCUGCACGGGGAUCACUGCGACCGAAAGUGUGAAGAGGGCCGCUGGGGGCUGGGAUGUGCAGAGCUAUGCCCUUCCUGUGAUAAUGGUGGAUUGUGUGAUCGGCAAAACGGCGCCUGUAUUUGUCCACCGGGAUACAUGGGAAAUCUCUGUCAGAAUGUCUGCCCAUUUGGACACUUUGGCCUCAGCUGCCAGUUGCGCUGCACCUGUGAAAACAGCGGGCAUUGCCACCAUGUGACAGGUUUCUGUGUUUGUAAAGACGGCUGGACAGGACCCAACUGUGCGAAAGCUUGUGAGGCGGGACGCUGGGGGCCGAACUGCGCCAACCAGUGUGACUGCAGGAGCAGCGUGGGCAGCUGUGACCCUGUGACUGGGCAGUGCCACUGUGAAGCAGGCUACACGGGACCACGCUGUGAUCAAAUGUGUCCAGAGGGUUUCUUCGGCCAGUGCUGCCGUCACAGAUGCCACUGUGAGAAUGAAGCAGCGUGCGAGCAUGUGAGCGGUGCCUGUACUUGUUUACCGGGCUGGACUGGAACGUACUGUGAAAAAUCCUGUCCUGAGGGUUUUCAUGGUUUCGAAUGCCAGCAGAAGUGCCAGUGCUUGAAUGGUGGUCGUUGUCACCCCGUGACUGGAGACUGCCUGUGUCCAUCUGGUUGGGUCGGGCCUCUUUGCAACACCACAUGUGAAGCUGGCACCUAUGGCCCUGGCUGCAGUCAAACCUGUAACUGCCACAAUAAUGCCACCUGUGACCCUGCUGAAGGAAAAUGUGAGUGUGGAGCAGGAUGGACAGGGAGCAGCUGUGAACAAGAGUGCCCAUCUGGUUUCUAUGGUGUGGGCUGCCACCUGCACUGCUUGUGCCAGAACGGAGGGUCAUGUGACCGAAUCAGCGGGCACUGCACAUGUCUAAGUGGAUGGACUGGAGUGGCAUGUGAACUGGAAUGUGCUCUGGGAGACUUUGGCAUGGACUGUCAACACAAGUGUGAGUGUGAGAAUGGCGGCGUGUGUGAUCGACAGAAUGGCAGGUGCUCCUGUCCCGCAGGCUGGAUGGGCUCAAGCUGUGAGAUGGCAUGUACUCAAGGUUCAUACGGUCCAGGCUGUAAGCAGCAGUGCAGGUGCGAUCAUAAGGCCCCAUGUCACCACAUCACUGGCACCUGCAUCUGUCCUGCAGGCUGGAGAGGGUCGCACUGUGAGAAAAUUUGUUUACCUGGUUCAUAUGGGAAGCGAUGCGCUCAGCGAUGCCACUGUCCUCGUGGCACUUCCUGUAACCAUGUGACCGGGGAGUGUGGCUGCCCACCUGGAUUUACUGGUAACGGCUGCGAGCGAAUGUGUCAGUCAGGUACGUUCGGACUGAACUGUAAUCAGGUGUGCCAGUGCUCCGAGGUUAAUCAGCUCUGUCACCCCGUCACUGGUGUCUGCUACUGUGCUCCAGGAUAUCAAGGCAGCAAGUGUGAUACAGAGUGUGCGGUAGGCCAUUAUGGUCCCAACUGCGAGCAGGAGUGCCAGUGUCUGAAUAACGGAGUGUGCAAGACCAGCACUGGCACCUGCACCUGCCCACCGGGAUACAUUGGACCAAACUGCAAUAUCACCUGUCCAUCAGGGCGUUACGGGCAGGACUGUGCACGAGUGGCUUUGUGUGGUGAAGGGGCCCGGAGCGAUCCGGUCACAGGCAGAUGCGUGUGCAAAGCGGGCCAGCAAGGGGAAGACUGUGGCAAAGGUUGUCCUAAGGGCUGGUUUGGGGAGGACUGUGCUCAGCGCUGUAACUGCAGUAAUAGAGGACUGUGUGACGUGGUCACAGGAAACUGCACCUGUGGACUGGGCUGGACAGGAGACAGCUGUGAUAGAGAGUGUCCCAGAGGCCAAUAUGGGGCCAACUGCAGGGAAAUAUGUUAUUGUAAAAAUAACAGCACCUGUAACAGAGUGACGGGCGAGUGUCACUGUCCUCCUGGGUACUACGGACAUCUCUGUGAACAUGCAUGCCCUGUUGGUUUCCAUGGACAUCGCUGCCAGCUUUUGUGUGACUGCUUUGCCAAUGCACCUUGUGACCCUGGAACCGGCCGCUGUCUCUGUCCUCCAGGAUAUCAAGGACUUCGCUGUGAUAGAGAGUGUGAUCCAGGUAAAUUUGGGCCUAAUUGUGUCCACAAAUGUGACUGUGACGGAGACACACCAUGUGAUCCUAUCAGUGGCAGGUGUCUGUGUGCACCUGGGAAAAUGGGAUCUCGCUGUGAUAUAGACUGUGGAGUGAAUCAGUUUGGGCCUGACUGCUCGGAGAGAUGUGAAUGUCACAACGGAGGUCAGUGCAAUCCACGCAAUGGACGCUGCACCUGUCUCAACGGUUGGGUCGGACCGAGCUGUCGAGAGGGGCUCACGUCUAGUCAGAAUACUAGCAGAAGCAAAAGGAAGGACUCAUCAGUAUAGCAAUCCCACCCAGUUCAGUAACAGACACACUGUAAACUGACCUGGCUUGAAUUUGUGAGUGGACUUAUGGCUAAAAUUAAAGCCUUGUAACAGUUUUUUUUUUUUAGAUCUUUGAACACAAAGGUCCACCAAACCAUCAGAUGACCCUGACUGGGACAAACUCUUAUGUCAGUUAAGAUCGAGUCAAUAAAUGAUAUACUUUCUCAAGGAAAAGUGGACAACAUGAAGUCCAACAUGAAGGAGAAGACUAUUCAUAUUGAAGUUCCUCCUGGAUGAGGACAAAUUCAAAGGAGUUUUUUCAGCAUCAGUUCUGCUCAGGGAGAAUGAACUUCCUGAUGACUUCAGUUUAUCUCUAAUCAAGAAAAGCACCAAAUCACGGCCUUGGCUUCACCUGGAACUGAAGUGAAUCCCAGUGCCACUGUGAUCUUAAACAAGGGCCUUAAAGGGACAGUGCACCCAAAAAUCAAACUUCUGUCGUCAUUUAUGUAACUUCAUAUUCUAUGCUUUGGUAUCCAUUUAACCCCAGGUUUUGUCUUGAGUG